Molecule: messenger RNA, 747 nt
Organism: Otolemur garnettii (small-eared galago)
Lineage: Eukaryota; Metazoa; Chordata; Mammalia; Primates; Galagidae
Gene: RAX2
Product: retina and anterior neural fold homeobox 2
Exons: 2
Coding region: 30-584 (184 amino acids)
Biological process (GO): positive regulation of transcription by RNA polymerase II
Molecular function (GO): DNA-binding transcription factor activity, RNA polymerase II-specific; RNA polymerase II cis-regulatory region sequence-specific DNA binding
Source: RefSeq, a predicted model, not a curated record
CCUAUUGCUGCCUAGCUAGGUAAGAAGCCAUGUUCCUGAACCCAGGAGAGGGGCUGGCACCAGAGGGAGGAGGGCUGGGGCCAGGCGACGAGGCCCCCAAGAAGAAGCACCGGAGGAACCGUACCACCUUCACCACCUACCAGCUACAUCAGCUGGAGCGGGCAUUUGAGGCCUCCCACUACCCAGACGUGUACAGCCGUGAGGAGCUGGCAGCCAAGGUGCACCUGCCUGAGGUGCGUGUACAGGUAUGGUUCCAGAACCGCAGGGCCAAGUGGCGUCGCCAGGAGCGUCUGGAGUCAGGCUCGGGAGCUGUGGUGGCCCCGAGGCUGCCUGAGGCCUCAGCAUUGCCAUUUGCUCGCCCCCCAACCAUGCCGCUGCCUCUGGAGCCCUGGCUGGGCCCAGGGCCCCCAGCUGUGCCAGGUCUCCCCCGGCUCCUAAGCCCAGGCCCAGGGCUGCAGGCGUCCUUUGGUCCCCACACCUUCAGCCCAACCUUCACUGAUGGCUUCACGUUGGAGGAGGCAUCCCUACGGCUGUUAGCCAAGGAGCAUGCACAGGCUCUAGACAGGGCAUGGCCGCCAACCUGAGCCAGGCACUUGCGAGCAACCCUGGUCCUGACCCGAGGGCUGGCACAUACCCUGGUGACAGCAGCCAGAGCUUUGGUCUGGGUGAGGUCAUGGGGCAACCCAGCUGUCAGGCUAGGUCACCGUCAAGACCCAAGACAGUCUGUUGGAGUCCUGCAGCCCUCCU